CAGCGGGAACAUGGCGCGCGGGGCUCGCUAGGCUGGGCGGCCGCGGGACCGUUAUCUCGAGGCCGGCGGACGGGCGGGCGCGGGCGCGAGGCGCAGGCACGAGGCGCGAGCCCCGGAGGGAGCGGGCGCGGGCGCGGGCGGGCGCGGGGACCAUGGAGCCGCCUUCGCCGCAGCCGCCGGCCGCCCCCCCGGGCCGGGGCCGCAGGAAGCGGGAGUCCGAGCCGCCCCCGAUUCCUCUCUUUGGAGCCAAGUCUUUUGGCAGAAGAAGCCCAGACGGGCCAGCGCUAAGUAAAGCUGAAUUUGUUGAGAAAGUUCGUCAGAGCAAUCAGGCCUGUCACGAUGGAGAUUUCAGCACAGCCAUUGGCCUUUAUAACGAAGCACUGGCUGUUGACCCUCAGAAUUGUAUCCUGUACAGUAACAGAUCUGCAGCUUACCUGAAGAUCCAAGAGUACCACAAAGCUCUGGAUGAUGCAAUCAAAGCCCGACUUCUAAAUCCCAAAUGGCCAAAGGCAUACUUCCGACAGGGUGUUGCCCUCCAGUAUCUUGGACGCCAUGCAGAUGCUCUGGCAGCCUUUGCAUCAGGCUUGGCCCAGGAUCCCAAGAGUCUGCAGCUUCUGGUUGGGAUGGUGGAAGCCGCCAUGAAGUCUCCUAUGCGAGAGUCCCUCGAGCCCACCUAUCAGCAGCUUCAGAAGAUGAAGCUGGACAAGAGCCCCUUCGUGGUGGUGUCUGUGGUCGGCCAGGAGCUGCUGACGGCUGGCCAUCACGGCGCCUCGGUGGUGGUCUUGGAAGCCGCCCUGAAGAUUGGCACCUGCAGCCUCAAGCUAAGGGGCUCCGUCUUCUCGGCCCUGAGCAGCGCCUACUGGUCCCUGGGCAACACCGAGAAAAGCACCGGCUAUAUGCAACAGGACCUGGAUGUAGCCAAGACCUUAGGUGACCAGACGGGGGAAUGCCGAGCUCAUGGGAACCUGGGCUCCGCAUUCUUCUCCAAAGGAAACUACCGGGAGGCUCUCACUAAUCACAGACAUCAGCUGGUGCUGGCCAUGAAGCUCAAGGAUCGCGAGGCCGCCUCUUCAGCCCUAAGCAGCCUCGGCCAUGUCUACACAGCCAUCGGAGACUACCCCAACGCUUUGGCCAGCCACAAACAAUGCGUCCUUCUGGCCAAACAGUCCAAAGAUGAACUUUCCGAAGCCAGAGAGCUGGGCAACAUGGGCGCUGUGUACAUUGCCAUGGGGGACUUUGAGAACGCCGUGCAGUGCCACGAGCGGCACCUGAAAAUUGCCAAGGACCUCGGCAACAAGCGAGAGGAAGCCCGGGCCUACAGCAACUUGGGCAGUGCCUACCACUACCGCAGGAACUUCGACAAGGCCAUGUCCUACCAUAACUAUGUGCUGGAACUGGCCCAGGAGCUCCUAGAGAAGGCCAUCGAGAUGCGCGCCUAUGCUGGCUUGGGGCACGCGGCAAGAUGCAUGCAGGACCUGGAGAGGGCCAAGCAGUACCAUGAGCAGCAGCUGGACAUCGCGGAGAACCUCAAGGACCGAGCUGCCGAGGGGAGGGCUUCCUCCAAUCUUGGGAUCAUCCACCAGAUGAAAGGCGACUACGAGGCGGCGCUGAAGCUCCACUAUAUAAUUUCCCACGACCGGGCCCUGCAGCACUACCAGAACCACCUGAACAUCGCCCGGGAGCUGCGCGACAUCCAGAGCGAGGCCCGCGCCCUCAGCAACCUGGGCAACUUCCACUGCUCCCGCGGGGAGUACGGCCAGGCGGCGCCCUACUACGCGCAGUACCUGCGGCUCUCGCCCGAGCUGCAGGACAUGGAGGGGGAGGGCAAGGUGUGCCACAACCUGGGCUACGCCCACUACUGCCUGGGCAACUACGAGGAGGCCGUGCGCUACUACGAGCAGGACCUGGCCCUGGCCAAAGACCUGCACGACAAGCUGAGCCAGGCCAAGGCCUACUGCAACCUGGGCCUGGCCUUCAAGGCCCUGCUGAACCUGAGCAAGGCCGAGGAGUGCCAGAAGUACCUGCUGUCCCUGGCCCAGGCCCUGAACAACCCGCAGGCCAAGUUCCGGGCGCUGGGGAACCUGGGGGACAUCUUCGUGUGCAAGAAGGACACGGGCGGGGCCAUCCGCUUCUACGAGCAGCAGCUGGGCCUGGCCCACCAGGUGAAGGACCGGCGGCUGGAGGCGAGCGCCUAUGCGGCCCUGGGCACGGCCUACCGCACGCUGCAGAAGCACGACAAGGCGCUGGGCUACCACACGCAGGAGCUCGAGGUGUACCAGGAGCUGAGCGACGUGCCCGGCGAGGGCCGCGCGCACGGCCACCUGGCGGCCGUCUACAUGGCCCUGGGCAAGUACACGAUGGCCUUCAAGUGCUACGAGGAGCAGCUCGAGCUGGCCCAGAAGCUCAAGGACGCCAGCGUCGAGGCCCAGGUCUACGGCAACAUGGGCAUCACCAAGAUGAACAUGAACGUCAUGGAGGAGGCCAUCGGCUACUUCGAGCAGCAGCUCGCCAUGCUGCAGCAGCUCAGCGGCAACGAGGCCGUGCUGGACCGCGGCCGGGCCUACGGCAACCUGGGCGACUGCUACGAGGCGCUCGGCGACUACGAGGAGGCCAUCAAGUACUACGACCAGUACCUGUCCGUGGCCCAGAGCCUCAACCGCAUGCAGGACCAGGCCAAGGCGUACCGGGGCCUCGGCAACGGGCACAGGGCCAUGGGCAGUCUGCAGCAAGCCCUCGUGUGCUUCGAGAAGAGGCUGGUGGUGGCGCACGAGCUGGGGGAGGCCUUCAACAAGGCCCAGGCCUACGGGGAGCUGGGCAGCCUGCACAGCCAGCUGGGCAACUACGAGCAAGCCAUCUCGUGCCUGGAGCGCCAGCUGAACCUCGCCAGGGACAUGAAGGACCGGGCGCUGGAGAGCGACGCCGCCUGCGGCCUGGGCGGCGUCUACCAGCAGAUGGGCGAGUACGACACGGCCCUGCAGUACCACCAGCUGGACCUGCAGAUCGCCGAGGAGACGAACAACCCGUCGGGCCAGGGCCGGGCCUACGGCAACCUGGGCCUCACCUACGAGUCGCUGGGCACCUUCGAGAGGGCCGUGGUGUACCAGGAGCAGCACCUGAGCAUCGCCGCGCAGAUGAACGACCUGGUGGCCAAGACCCUGUCGUACAGCAGCCUGGGCCGGACCCACCAUGCCCUGCAGAACUACUCGCAGGCCGUCAUGUACCUGCAGGAAGGUCUGAGGCUGGCCGAGCAGUUGGGGCGCAGAGAGGACGAAGCCAAGAUUCGCCACGGUCUCGGCCUCUCCCUCUGGGCCAGCGGAAACCUGGAGGAGUCCCAGCACCAGCUCUACAGAGCGUCGGCCUUAUUCGAAACGAUCCGGCAUGAGGUUCAGCUAAGCACCGACUACAAACUGUCGCUGUUUGACCUGCAGACGUCCUCGUACCAGGCCUUGCAGCGGGUGCUCGUCAGCCUCGGCCAUCACGACGAAGCCCUGGCCGUGGCAGAGAGGGGAAGGACCAGGGCGUUUGCCGACCUCCUGGUAGAACGUCAGACCGGCCAUCAGGACUCGGACCCCUACUCCCCGGUGACCAUCGACCAGAUCCUAGAGAUGGUGAACGGCCAGCGGGGACUCGUGCUCUACUACUCCCUGGCAGCCGGCUACCUGUACAGCUGGCUGCUCGCUCCUGGGGCAGGAAUUCUCAAGUUUCAUGAAUAUUAUCUGGGCGAUAACAUGGCGGAAAACUCCAAUGACUUCCAGGAAACGAGCAGUGUGAUUCUCCAAACAGUGACCAGCUCUGCCCUCGAGCAGUACAUCGCCAGCGUGCGGGAGGCCUUGGGAGUAGAUUCCUAUUAUACCAGGGCUUGUGCCAGCAGUGAGACAGAGAGCGAGGCCGGAGAGAUCAUGGACCAGCAGUUUGAGGAGAUGCACAGCAAGCUCGCCUCGGUCACAGACCCCACGGGCUUCCUGCGGAUGGUCAGCCGGAAUCACCUCUUCAACCGGAGCUGCCACAGCAUGACGAGCUUGUUCAGUAACACCGUGUCGCCUAUCAAGGAUGGAACCUCCUCUCUUCCCCGAAGACCCAGCUCCCUCGCCAAGCCCCCGCUCCGCGCCCUCUACGACCUGCUCAUAGCACCCAUGGAAGGGGGCUUGAUGCACUCUAGCGGGCCUGUAGGGCGCCACCGACAGCUGAUCCUGGUGCUAGAAGGAGAGCUUUACCUCAUUCCUUUUGCCCUCCUGAAAGGAAGUUCCUCCAACGAGUAUCUGUAUGAGCGCUUCACCCUCAUUGCUGUGCCAUCAAUCCGGGCCCUGAGUCCCAACUCCAAGUCUCAUCUGAGGAAGACUGUGCCCACUUACUCAAGCUCCACCUCCAUGGCAGCGGUCAUCGGGAAUCCCAAGCUGCCCUCAGCAGUCAUGGACCGGUGGCUGUGGGGGCCAAUACCUUCUGCAGAAGAAGAAGCUUACAUGGUCUCGGAGUUGCUCGGCUGCCAGCCUCUGGUGGGCCACGUGGCCACCAAGGAGAGGGUCAUGAGUGCCCUGACCCAGGCCGAAUGCGUCCACUUUGCCACCCACAUCUCCUGGAAACUGUCUGCUCUUGUCCUCACCCCCAAUGCCGACAGCACCCCUGGCGGCAGCAGGAGCUCCUUCGGGAACCCCUACACGAUUCCUGAAUCCUUGCGGAUGCAGGAUGAUGCGAGCGAUGCCGAGAGCAUCUCGGAUUGCCCGCCCCUGCAGGAGUUCCUGCUCACGGCCGCUGACAUCCUGGACCUGCGGCUUCCGGGGAAGCUCGUGGUCCUGGGUUCCUAUCAAGAGUCCAGCAGCAGAGUCACAGCAGACGGGGUCAUCGGCCUGACCCGAGCCUUCCUGGCCGCGGGAGCCCAGUGCGUGCUGGUGUCCCUGUGGCCAGUCCCGGUGGCUGCUUCCAAGAUGUUUAUCCACGCCUUCUACUCCUCCCUGCUGAAUGGCCUGAGAGCCAGUGCGGCCCUGGGGGAGGCCAUGAAGGGGCUUCAGAGCAGCAAACAGUUCUGCCACCCGUCCAAUUGGGCAGGGUUCCUGCUCAUCGGAAGUGACGUGAAGCUGAACAGCCCUUCCUCACUCAUUGGUCAGGCCCUGACAGAGAUUCUGCAGCACCCAGAGAGAGCCCGGGAUGCCCUGCGGGUGCUGUUACACCUGGUGGAGAAGUCCCUGCAGCGAAUUCAGAACGGGCAGCGCAACGCCAUGUACACCUCCCAGCAGAGCGUGGAGAACAAAGUGGGCGGCAUCCCCGGUUGGCAGGCACUCCUCACCGCCGUUGGCUUCAGGCUGGACCCACCAGCCAGCGGGCUGCCCGCAGCCGUCUUCUUCCCCACCUCGGACCCUGGCGAGCGGCUCCAGCAGUGUAGCACCACCCUCCAGGCCCUCCUGGGUUUGCCGUCCCCGGCGCUGCAGGCACUGUGCAAGCUCAUCACCACCUCGGAGGCCGGAGAACAACUCAUUAGCCGGGCUGUUAAAAAUAUGGUGGGAAUGCUUCACCAGGUCUUGGUCCAGCUCCAAGCCGGAGAGAAGGAACAGGAUUUCGCCUCUGCGCCUAUCCAAGUCUCCAUCAGUGUCCAGCUCUGGCGGCUCCCAGGCUGUCAUGAGUUCCUGGCAGCCCUCGGUUUCGACCUCUGCGAAGUGGGCCAAGAAGAGGUGAUCCUGAAGACUGGGAAGCAAGCAAAUCGCCGAACAAUCCACUUUGCUCUCCAGGCCCUGCUGUCCCUCUUUGACUCCACAGAGCUCCCCAAACGCCUCAGCCUCGACAGCUCUUCAUCCCUGGAGUCUCUGGCGUCUGCUCAGUCCAUCUCCAACCAAGCUCCCUUGGGGUAUCCCAACCCACCAUUUUCCCCCACUUGCCCUGAGAGUGUUGCAUCAGAUGCCAUUUCUGUGUACAGCCUAAGCUCCAUCGCCUCUUCCAUGAGUUUUGUUUCCAAGGCUGAGGGCACACUAGGGCGGCAGGACGGUGACAAGCCCAAGAACCUGUACUGCCAGCGGCCCUCGGCCCCGAGAAGCCAGCUGUCUCCCCAGAGCAGUGCUCCAUCUGGCAAAGAGGAAGAGGAAUACGAAGGAUUUUCCAUCAUUAGCAAUGAGCCUUUGGCAACUUACCAAGAAAAUGUAAAGCCGAGAUUUUCGCCAGAUCCCAAACAGUGCAAAGCUGGGACGCCCGGCGGCAUUAAAAUUUCCGUCAGCUCCAAAGGGAGCAUAAGCACCCCCAAUUCUCCCGUCAAGAUGACUCUUAUCCCCAGCCCAAACUCACCUUUCCAGAAAGUUGGGAAACUCGCGAGUUCGGACACUGGCGAGUCUGACCAGUCUAGCACUGAAACGGACAGUACCGUGAAAUCCCAAGAAGAAAACCACCCGAACCUCGACCCACAAGAAUUGGCCCAGAAGAUUCUGGAGGAGACCCAGAGUCACCUCCUUGCCGUGGAGCGCCUUCAGCGGAGCGGGGGCCAAGGAACCAAAGGCAGCCCCGCGGAAGAGAGCACUUCCACCCCAAACAGCGCCCCUUGUGCAUUCAGAGCAUCAGAGACAAGUGCGUUCAGCCGGCCCCUCAGCUGCAGCCAGAAGAGCCAGCCAUCCCCGGUGACUGGGAGACCCAAGCCCCCCGCAAGGAGCUCGUCGCUGCAGAAGGUGAGCUCGGGCUACAGCAGCCCCACGACUUCGGAAAUGUCCCCCAAGGAGGGCGUGAGCCAGCACAGCGGCCGGCCUUCCCCCAGCACGGACUCCCCGAGCUCUUUGACGGACCAGCCCCACUUUAAGUUAAAGUACCCCAGCUCUCCCUACAGUUCACACAUUUCCAAGUCUCCGAGCUCAGGCCACCAGUCGCCGGCCGGCAGCGCGCCUUCCCCGGCUCUGUCCUACUCUUCGGCCGGGUCGGCCCGCUCUAGCCCCGCAGACGCCCCGGAUCUGGACAAGCUGAAGAUGUCGGCCAUUGACGAGAAGGUGCAGGCGAUCCACAACCUGAAGAUGUUCUGGCAGAGCAGCCCCCCGCCUCCCCCGGGCCCCGUGAAGAUACUCCGCGGGGCGCCGGGGACCAUGACGUCCAAAAGGGACGUGCUGCAUUUGCUCAACCUGUCCCCCCGCCACGGCAAAAAGGACGACGGCGUGGACAAGCUGGAACUGAAGGAGCUGUCUCUGCAGCAGCGCUCUGGCUCCCCGCCAGCAAACCCUCCCAAUGGCCACAGACGCUCGGACGCUGCCACCCUGACCCCCUCCCCCGGGCCGCCCAGCGCCCCUCCGGCCUCCGUGCGCCCCUUGAGACUGCCGUCGGGCAAUGGCUACAAGUUUCUGUCUCCUGGCAGGUUUUUCCCUUCCUCCAAAUGUUAAAGUGACUUUCGUGUCAGGCAACUCCAGCUCCAGGCCUGCCAAGGGCCUCGGUUUGCUUCUGCCCACUUGCCUUAUCCAAGUGGAAGACCAGUCAGCUUUGCUAAAGACCCCAUCAGCUCCGCGAUGGGCCGCGCCUCCGGGAACCCCAGUGGAUUCCCUCUAGUGGGGCCUUGGCAGCUCCCGAUCCACCCGAAGUCAGGAUCCCCGGACUAGGCGGCCAGUGCAGGAGAUCUUAGGGAAGUCUCACACCCUUCACCAAAUGUUCACCUCGAACUCACCGAUUUUCAUCCUUGGUAGGAUUCCGCAAAAGGAUUUUUAUACGGAAAUUAUUCACGCUCGGGGGUGGGAGGGGAGAGGAAAAGGAGCAGCUAUUUUGCUAAGAGGUAUAUAUGCCAUCCCUUUUGUACACAAAUACAGAUAGUUUUUUUUAAGGCCUCCGGGUGCUGGCUGAAGUGGUAUAUGACAUUUUUCUUAGUCAAAUCCUCCAUGAAAGUGUUAUAUUAACCAAAAAUAGAAUUACGGUAAGAGGAUGCCAAUGAUUUGUAAUUAAAUUAUAGAAGUUUGGGUCUCAUAGUCUUGUAACUUCACAGCAGCAAUGCAAUAAUUCAGGUUCAAACUGUGCUUCCACUCUGAACUUUUGCCAGUUACUAACUAUCUCUGAAAAUGUCCCUUUGGGCCCGUUGUCAGCCAAACUUGAAUUUCCGCAAAAUUCAAGAAUCAACCUUAUGCAGGCAUUGUAGAGCUAUGCAAAUAUGAUGAAAAUGCAACUUUUAUGCUUUCAAAACAUUUUGGGCCUUUUUUGUACUUGGGUAACUAGAAACAACUUGGUUUUAUUAAUAAUAAUAACGCUUUACAUUUAUACAACACUCUUGUUUUUUAAAGCUCAAAAAGUUUUCUAAAAAGUGUCUAAAAUUCUGAAUGCUCAACAAAUAGUGGCCAAGUUUGGAAGAAAUGUAGAUUGAAUUCCUCCAUUUUGUUACAAGCAAAAGAAAGUUGUUCCAGGGCUCAGUAGGUGCAACCAAAAGGGUGGGGUGUCUCAAUCCCUCCCCAACUCAGCAUUCCACUCUCCACUACCCCCGACACACACACGUGUGCACACACACUCACUCACUCACUUACUCACUCACUCACUCUCUCAGGCCACUUCAAGUUCUCUUCUAACUCCAGGCCUCCCAGAUUCCAUGUGAUCUGUCCAUUGACAGGUUCGUGGUUCUCAAAGCUUGGACUGGGCUGCCACGGAACACUCUUGUCUCACUGUCCACCCGGAGGGGGCCCCUGCCACCUGUGCAGGGCAUUCGUCCGUCUGAAUGCCCAUGAGAUGUGCCCCUACCUGGCACAUGUGUGAGAAUGUAGAGAUAGCUGCAGAUGGAGCUCAGGAGGAAGGGCGAGAAGAGGUGCCCUAUGGAAGAUGAACUUCAGAUUGUAUGGUGGAGUUGGAGAAUUUAAUUACGUUAAGGAGAUUUAAAAUCCCACCAAUAUUACUCUCUGUGGGCCGUACCCAAAAUGGCGGAUGCCAUCCCCUCUGGCAUGUGCAGAGACCAUUGUGCUAGUGGGAUGGGAGACUCAAGGCGAGGCGCUGGGGUACUACUGUCCCUUCUGCACUCCAUCACUUUAUGCCGUGCCCAUUUUAUCCGUAUACCAAAUGGAUGGGAUAAUAUUGGCCGGGCUCGUACUUGCGUACUUGCACCAAGGAAGUCGGGAGGAUGCGAUCAUAAAUUCUCCUCCUGAACAAGAUUCACGGAGGGCCUUUUUGCAUUUGAAAUCUUUGUAGCCGGGUCAGUGAAUGCAAACUCCAACUCCCCAACUAUGACGCCACAGAGGAUCGCCACUGCAGCCACAGAAAAACCCCAAAUGUGUAUGUAGUGCUGCGGAUUUGGCCGGCAAACUGAGAUGGAAAACCUCCCCAAACUAGCCUGGAAGUAAAAGGAGGGAGCUCCGUCUGGACAGCUUGCCACAGGGCUGAUCCCUCUAAUCCUGCUGUUGCCCUCUUCCCUGAGCCAUAGACCGGCAGCCAGAAUGAGGAACAGCCACGGCCCUUCCCUGCACCCAGCCUCUCACCCGAGAGGAGACAGACCAUCUGGUCGCAAUGACCCAGCCAGCUCAGAGCUCCGUCCCCCGUAGCCUCGCUUUGAGGCCAUCUUCUAGGCCGCGCUCUGUUUUCACGCUGAGUAGCGGAAAUGUGUACAUGUGACUUGUUGGUCCCGCGAGAACUCCCGGUGGUGAAAGAAGAAUGGUCCCGCCUCCCUUUUCACAGCUGCCUUCCCACCCGUUUUACACUGGCCACCGUAAGCACACCACAAAGCUCCAAAAGGCCGUUGAGUUGCCCGCCCGUCCAAAAGGAAGUGUGGAAUAAAGUCCGUAAGUCAGAAGCAUGAAGAUUUGGCACCGACAAAGCCAGCUGUGUGUAAAUGAUGAAAAUGGACUCUAGCGGAAUGCCGCUCAGAGCCGCCCUGGGGGGCUAGUUAGGUUUCCGUGAAUCCUGUCUAUGGCGGAUUGGCGUGAAUGUGAAUUGGGAGCCUCCUUUCAGUCCCGCUUGGCUUGCCUUCCUUCCUUGGGUGGAGCCGGCCAGGCCCCAUCGGGCGACGGGUACCACCUGGGGGGCCGGCAUCCCCAGAAAGAGUUUGCUCUUCCGUUUUGUGGAUCGCGGCAUGUGGAUUUUUGUCUGCUUGUUUCAAGCCCGGAAGCUGGAAUGCCCUACCUGAAUGACGCUCGUGCCGAUGCGGUUUAAUGUCACUUGAAUACAAUACGCAGCACAGGUCUCCCUCCCCACUACACAUAGCCCAGAGACACAACAAACCCAGUAAGACUUGCUGUUCCCCAUAUUUAUUUUCUGCGAACGUUCUGACUAACAAAAAGUUAGAAUCUCGUUACUCUGGUGAUUUGUGAGCCGAGGGCAAGCAGCAAGCAACCGCCUCUCCUCCUCUGGCCCAGUGACAGAGCUCCCCCCACCCAAGUGAUUAAAUAGCCCUGCUGCAAGCCGCCAGGGUCCCCCUGGGCAGAGGCGCCCCCCGCUGCUCAUUGUGGGUAGGCACGGCUGCCAGCGGUCUGCCCUGUGCACACCCACAAGGAGAACCCUUUCCAGUCCAGAUUGGAGUCCCCAUCGGGAACGUUUGUAGUGAGUCGGAGAAAAGUCGAAAUGGAAUCCUGUUCACCCCGCACUCGGCUGCUUCGUCUCCAAAGACCAUCCAUGUGCUUUGUGAACUGAGCUCUUGUCUUUGCCAGAUCCUUCGAAGGUGUGAAACUCGAGGACGGCCGCGGCCACGGCAGCCCUUCUCCAGACGUGCCCCCCCCCCCCCACGCAGUGUUCGCCAUGUCUGGCCUGCGUGGACUUUUUUGUACAUUACACUCUGUGUUUCCAGACAGCAUUCAACUUUUUAUAUUAUGAAAUUUACCAUGUAAAAAGAAGUUCAUAUUUUUAUUGAAAUUGCUGAGGCAUUUGGCCUUCUCCCUUUGUGAUUUCAGUGUCUAUUAAAGCAUGAGCUCUCUCCGUU
This is a messenger RNA of Monodelphis domestica (gray short-tailed opossum), 10828 nucleotides long. RefSeq names its product tetratricopeptide repeat domain 28 (gene TTC28). Lineage: Eukaryota; Metazoa; Chordata; Mammalia; Didelphimorphia; Didelphidae. The record is from RefSeq and is a predicted model, not a curated record. Gene Ontology annotation, molecular function: protein binding.